Messenger RNA from Diutina rugosa, 1434 nucleotides. It is a transcript of the gene SAM51, whose product is annotated as Sam51p. Gene Ontology annotation, cellular component: outer membrane. The coding region runs from base 1 to 1434 and encodes 477 amino acids. The record is from RefSeq and is a predicted model, not a curated record. The transcript has a single exon. NCBI's taxonomy places the organism in Eukaryota, Fungi, Ascomycota, Pichiomycetes, Serinales, Debaryomycetaceae.
AUGGCAGACACGGACUUUCAGACACGGUUGGAGACCGAGGAAUUGUUGGCCCGCUCCGGCGGCCGCCCCCUUUACUUGACGUCGGUCGAGGUCAAUGGCGGCGACGCGUUCCUGCCCUACUUCUACCGCAAGCUCUUGCUGCCGCUUCUCGCCGACCUGGACUACACGUUGAACCUGCUCGUCCGCCACGUCGAGGACACCACCGAUAAGUUGGAGAAAACCAAUGUUUUCCGCUCGGUUAAAGCGUCGCUCCACUCUGAUUUCAAAGCGGCACUCCCGCUGCUGGUGGUGUCCUAUAAUAAGGAGCCGCUGAUCGCAACUAAAGUCAUCUUUGAUUUGCAACUGAUCAACAUCAAUGUCGGCGAAGUCUUCUUGAAUAUCAACUCGGAGGACAACUUGAACUUGCACUUGAACUACCGCAACAACAACAUCAACGACAACGCCGAGCUUGUCGAGAUUGGCGUCAACUAUAACCCCUAUCGUCCCUUUGACCACUUGUUGUCGCUGGGGACGUUUAUGGCGCUGCUCAACAACCCGGCGUUUAAGUUUUUGAUUGACGUGUGCCACGCCCAGCAGAAUAACGAGCUGUGGCAGCAGCUGAAGCAGAACCUGGCGCUGGGGGUCAUUGGCGUCCAGUACCAGCGAGGACGCGCUCUCCUGGUGCUCACUGGUUUGGCUCUUGCUAAGAGAAACCUCCACUCUAUCGAUGACAAGGCUGACGACGAUUUGAAGUUCUUUGCCGGUGAAUACUUGAAGACACUGGCGAUUAACCGCAUUCAGCUUGCCGACGUUGAGUACCAUAACCCGUUCUCGCACGUGUUCCCCGUGAGAGGUUUCCAAGCAAUUGUCCACUCCGAAGUGCUGCAGUCGCUGGAACAGCCGGCGGCGCUGUCGUACGCCACUUUUGCCAAGCUGAUGGUGGGGCUCGAAUUGUACCAAUCGUGGAGAAAUAACAACAUCACUGCCAAGCUUAGUGCCGACGUCGGUGGCAUCUACAACUUGAACCCGGAGACGCCCAUCCACAUAUCCGACCGGUUCUACCUUGGUGGCAUUUCGUCAUUGAGAGGGUUCACCAAGAACGGUGUCAACCCUCAUGGCGGCACCCAAUUCUACCAAUUUGCCGCCACCGUGUUUGCCAAGCUCCCCAAGUUCUUCAUUGAGCCUACUCCUUCAAUUGUCGGGCCCCGUGACGUCUCCUACGAGCCCCACCCGUUGCGGGUAUACGGUAGUGCCUCCGUCGGUAACUGCGGCAGCGACGUCUGGCACGACUCCCUGGUGCCUGUAUCGCUUGGGUUUGGCCUCAAGUACUUUGACUACUACGCCAACUUCGAUUUGGGCUACUUUGUCGCCCGGCGAUACGGGUCGUCGGACACCUCGGGAGUGAAAAACGGGUUACAGUUUUCGAUGACGAUCGGAGGCAGCAACCGCAUGUAG